UCCCCCACUCUUCUGCAACUGCCUGCCUCCUCCCCAUCCCAUCCCUCUCCUUCUCUCCGAUAAUGGCGUCGUCUACCUCAUCCCUCAUCCUUCACACCUCCAGCACCCCUUCAAUCUUCCUCCCAAGAUGCCCCCCCACCGUGAAGCGGAGAUCCGUCGGUGGAGCUCGCGCCACUGCCUCCGGCUCGGCCGGCAAUGCCAGGCCGUCGUCGUCCUCUUCGUCCACCUCCAAUUGGUUGAGCACGAUCUUCGGCUGGCCGUCGGAGCCUGACUACAUCGACGGCGGCGAUCCGAAAUCCGAAGAGAAUCAGCCGCCACCUCGUUCUGCAGGCGGAGGAGAAGAGAACGAGCUCGCUAGCCGGAGGAGCGGAUCGUCGCGGUUCACGCCGGGUUGCUUCACGGAGGAGAAGGCGAAGCAGCUGCGGAUGAAGACGAUGGAGACGUCCGCAUUCCACGACGUCAUGUACCACUCCGCGAUCGCCGCCCGCCUAGCUUCCAGCUUCCCGGAUCCCCCCCGCGGCAAGGGUUCCCGCCGAUCGCCGCCGCUGGACCCGUAGGCCUAUUUCCUGCAGCCUCUACGGUGGCGAUACCUCCCCCACCUCCAAUUUGCCGACAUAACCGAGAUGUUCCUCCUUUCUUUUUCCAAUUUCCCUUCUGUAUUAUUUUAAUAUACCCGAGUGUUUUGGACCUCUGAUCUUCAUGAUGCACGGCCCAGAUUUGUUCUGGUUCAUUGAGGCUCUCCUGUUACCGACGACACUACAAAUUUUGUAUAUAAUCUUUAAGUUUAGUUUGGGGGAUCUUCGUUCUGCCAAUAGAAUAUGCUUCUUGAUUUCUCAA
Molecule: messenger RNA, 837 nt
Organism: Nymphaea colorata (pocket water lily)
Lineage: Eukaryota; Viridiplantae; Streptophyta; Magnoliopsida; Nymphaeales; Nymphaeaceae
Exons: 1
Coding region: 63-557 (164 amino acids)
Source: RefSeq, a predicted model, not a curated record